This is a messenger RNA of Penicillium atrosanguineum, 426 nucleotides long. RefSeq lists its product as uncharacterized. The record is from RefSeq and is a predicted model, not a curated record. The coding region runs from base 1 to 426 and encodes 141 amino acids. The transcript has 2 exons. Lineage: Eukaryota; Fungi; Ascomycota; Eurotiomycetes; Eurotiales; Aspergillaceae.
AUGGAUCGCAGCUUGGACGAGAUCAUCGCCGAAGACACCCGCAUCAAGGGUCGCUCUUCUGGUGACCGUCCUUCUGGUGACCGUCCUUCGGGUGACCGUCCUUCUGGUGAUCGUCUUUCUGGCGAUCGUCCUUCUGGCGGUCGGCGCAAUCAAGGCCGUCGUCGCGGUGAGCGUGAUGGCGUUAGAAAGGUAUUACCCCGGUCUCGACACCAAAGCCUGGAUUUUACUGUUGCAUUGAAGCAUGGGAGCCCCGCUAACUUAGUUGACUUCCUUCUAGGUCCGCCCUCCUCUUCCUACACCGAGUCCUUUUGCGUCGUGACAACCGUAGCCAGUCAAGUCCUCUACAUGGUCGAAGAUUCGCCAACGACAAGGCCGUGGCGAACUUGCAACGCAAUUGUCCUCGCUACCAUUCUGACUUACAGCUAA